Molecule: messenger RNA, 1536 nt
Organism: Tripterygium wilfordii
Lineage: Eukaryota; Viridiplantae; Streptophyta; Magnoliopsida; Celastrales; Celastraceae
Product: dof zinc finger protein DOF4.6-like
Exons: 2
Coding region: 102-1010 (302 amino acids)
Biological process (GO): regulation of DNA-templated transcription
Molecular function (GO): DNA binding; DNA-binding transcription factor activity
Source: RefSeq, a predicted model, not a curated record
UCUCUCUCUCUCUCUCUCUCUCUCUCUCUCUAGGAAGAAGCCACCAUUAAUUUUCCUUCUUCAUCUUCCUCAUAUAUUGAUCUUGAUCAUCCCUCUCAUCCAUGGACACUGCUCAAUGGCCACAGGAGAUUGUGGUGAAACCAAUACAAGAGAUAUUAGUCACAAACAACACAUGGACUCCAAAACCAGAAAAUAUUAAUGGAAACAACAAUUUGGAGAAGAAGACAAGGCCUCCUCACAAGGAACAAGCCAUGAACUGCCCAAGAUGCAAUUCAACAAACACAAAGUUUUGCUACUACAACAAUUAUAGUCUCACUCAACCAAGGUACUUUUGCAAGACUUGUAGAAGAUACUGGACUGAAGGAGGGUCUCUUAGAAACAUUCCUGUUGGUGGUAGUUCAAGGAAGAACAAGAGAUCAUCAUCUAAUUCUUCUUCUAAUUCAUCAUCAAAGAACAAGCUUCCUGAUUUGGUGACUCAUCAUCAAAACCCUAACAAGAUCCAUGAUCAAGGCCAAGAUCUCAACCUUGCCUUCCCAAUCAACUCUAUUAGUCAUGACACCAAUCACAAGAUUUUGUCUUCCACUACUACCAUCACCAAUACUACUAGUAGUAGUACUUUGAAUCAUAACAAUCAUCAGGUUUCAGCUUUGGAACUAAUAACUGGGAUUUCUUCAAGAGGGUUGGAUUCUUUCAUGCCAAUGAAUGUUGUUCAAGAUCCAAACUCAGUUUACACUUCUGGGUUUCCAAUCUUGCAUGAUUUCAAGCAGCCAGCAAUAACAACCGCCUUGAAUUUCUCUCUUGAUCAUGGACUUGGAAUUAGUGGUGGGUAUGGUACUAGUAGUGUUCAUCAAGCUCAUCAUACUGAUAGUAGUGCUGGUGGGAGGCUUUUGUUUCCAUUUGAAGAUCUAAAGCAAGUCUCAAGCACUACUAGUGAUCUUGAGCAAAAUAGACAAGUACAUGGAGAUUCAACUGGGUAUUGGACAGGUAUGUUAGGAGGUGGAUCAUGGUAAUCAAAGAUCUAAAACCCAAAAACAAAAUUUAGUCUUUCCUCCUUUUUUUUAAUUAACUUUUUAUUUGAAUUUCUUAAAGUGGGGGUGGUGGUGACUUGUCUGCAUUUUUCUUCCUUACUUAACAGAUAUAGGAUACAUGGGUUUUUCUCUCUCUCUCUCUUUAAUUUGGUUUAUUAUCUCUACUUGAUCUUCUUAAUUUUAGUGGGGAUUUGAAGCUUUAUUUUAAGUUAGCUUCACAAAGGUGACAUGUCUCUGUGUAAAGAUAGAAGAAAGAGGAAAGAAGAAAGAAGAAGGAAGAAGAGAGUGAUAUAGAGCUAGCUAGUCAGUUGUCCUCAGAAUAUUUUAGGGUUCAAUUGUCACUUCUCUUCAAUCAAUGUAAGUGAAAGAGCAGAAGGAAAAGCUACUAUCAAUCUAGUUUCAUUGGUUGCCAUGGUAUAAAAGUAUAAUUUUUUUUUUUGGUAUAAAUUGCAUGCUUUUUUGAGGAGUUAAUUUUAUGAAUUCAUGUUAUCAAAUCUCCAUUUGAUUA